AUGAGGUUCCUCACGAUGCAGCGGCCAAUAUUUGCUGCUGUGGCUACUCUAGCCAGGCCGGCUUUCACACCCGUCGCUCCUCUGGGUGUCCAAUUGGCCAAUUCCCUCGUCCAAGGUCAUCGAUUUGCCUCGGUCAAGUCACAGGGUGCAUACAAGAAGAAGCCCAAGAGGGGUAUUCCAAAGAAGCUCGGUGCAAAGCGUACAGGAGAUCAAUUCGUCAUUCCCGGAAACAUCCUCUACAAGCAGCGCGGUACGCAUUGGUGGCCUGGAGAGAACUGCAUCAUGGGUCGAGACCACACCAUUCACGCAAUGGCAACCGGAUACGUCAAAUACUACCGCGAUCCCUCGCUACAUCCCGACCGCAAAUACAUCGGCGUAGUCUUUGACAAGAACGACACACUGCCAUAUCCCGUCCACGCCCAACGCAAGCGAAAACUAAACAUGACCGCCUUCCCCAUCAAAGAAGUCGCCGCGCAGCCCGAGAUCUCGCCGUCCGGAAUCCCCUUCCAGGUCAACCGUGUCGAAGCGGGCGAGCCAGACAGAUUGCUCAAGCUGCGAAAGGACUACAGUUACCGUGAAGACAACUGGGCCAUUGGAAAGCUGGCCAAGACGACGGGCCUCAAGACCAAGAGGUUCAGGACGCGAAAGCAGUGGUUCAGACAUAGACGAUGGAGGCGGGAGAGGGAACUCGAAGGACAGAGAAAGGCGGCGCAGAAGAGGGCUGAGAGCGGUGGGGAGAUUAAGGCUGUCAAGGUGCUUAGCCAGAAGCAAGCCAAGAAGGCAAAGAAGGCAUCAAAGAAGAAAUAG
This is a messenger RNA of Fusarium musae, 807 nucleotides long. RefSeq lists its product as uncharacterized. Gene Ontology annotation, cellular component: mitochondrial large ribosomal subunit; ribosome. The record is from RefSeq and is a predicted model, not a curated record. Gene Ontology annotation, biological process: translation. Gene Ontology annotation, molecular function: structural constituent of ribosome. The transcript has 2 exons. NCBI's taxonomy places the organism in Eukaryota, Fungi, Ascomycota, Sordariomycetes, Hypocreales, Nectriaceae. The coding region runs from base 1 to 807 and encodes 268 amino acids.